UAUACCUAACAACUGAAUUAACAGACCGCCUAAAAACCGGUACGAUCAUAGUUAUCGGACACAACUUAAUCAAUAUUGAUUGCACCGGCUCUGAACACAGACAGUCGAGGGGUGAUUCUUUUUUUGUUUACGCCCGAGACAGCACUUAACAUCACUGCUGUGUCACAGAUACAUCUUCAAAACGGUUUGUAGCACGCGUGGCAACGUUGCGCUGCUCUUCUUGUAGAAGAUAUCUCUUGAACUUUCCAUCGGAUUGCAUCAACUUGUUGGAUGCUUCUUUGAAGUAAGGAUUUUGCUUGAUUCCUUGAGCUCUUGGUGAAUUCUUUUUUAAAAUUGAAGGAAAUCUUCGUUUGUUCACGGGUAGAAGAAUCUGUUUGUUUCAGGCAUCGAGGAUGGAGGCUGUUACGCUUCGGCGAAUUUCCUUGACUUCGGGAACCCCUGUCGAGUCUGUAUUCCCACUUGUCUAUAGCUCUGAUGGAUUUUAGAUAUGAAGCAUCUGUAAGAAUUUACAAGCGUUUGCUACGUAGAUGGAGUCAACAAGAUUCUUCUGAAAGAAAUGACCUUGUCGUCAUCAUUUAGAAGAAAAAAAAAUAGACGUACAUAAACAUUGCCAGAAUUUGCUUAUUUAUGUGGUUUGUCGACCUUCGUGGAUGUCUGCUGUCACGAGAAGUUUAACCAGCAUGACAACGAAACGUCCAUGGUGUCCCAGAAAACAACAUGCUUCAGCCUUCAGAUAGCUAUAAAAUGACUCCAAUCUUGAAUAGAGGCCUAUACAGAUUCAGUCAGAUGUAAGCAUGAAGAUGACUCCCUUCGUGAAUCUCAACUUUACACUCUUCUCGAGACUUUAAAACUACCAAGGAACUAUACAUAUACUACCCAAUAUACCUAUAUUGGCAUUGUGAUUGUAAAAUGUCGUGUGGAUGUACAAUUCUUGCGUCAGCGGUGGGAUUUGUACCUAACAUGGUAUUUGACCUCGGUCUGACAUAUUUUCAAAGCGUUGGAUUAUGAGAGACAUUACCAUGACUACGCAAAGCUGGGCCCACAAACGGCGUGGCCUCUCGUGCUACGGACCGCCACUCAUUCACCACCCUAGUCUCGCCGCAACUUACCCGACGUCAGGCUCGCUCCGACGUUGCUACCCGCGAGCUCGGCUUGACGAGAUCGCACACGGUGGCCGAGCUCCGGACACCGAAGAUCAACCUCACAGGGAUGACCGGCGAACGACCUCGACCACAGCUCUCGAGAGCAUCGACGUGGUGCGCGAUGCCGAAGGUCUCCUCUCGCUCGAUGUCGCGGUUUUCUUCCAUCUCGACGUCGAGCCUCCCAAUGAUUUCCAAUCAUACAGACGGGCGAGCUGAUGCUCUAGUCAGUGCCUCAUGCGAUGGGUUGGUUGAGCGUGUCUCGGCUCUACGAAGUUUGGCCAAUAACCCCAGAUUAAAGGUAAGCAUCGUCAACGGGGCACCUACGAUAUCACCCCGCAAGAGCACGCUUCCAUUUGGACUGGAAUCAACCACAUCUCAGAGAAGACACCACCGAGACUCCAAGAAAGAAGUCGUCGUUGAGCUUUCGAAACACGGCUACCACUCUCGCAGCAACUCGCCUACCUAUCGUCGGCUCAUCAACGCGAAGGAGCAACUCGACGUCGCGCUGUGCAAGAAGUUACGCGCUGUCAGACAGCAACUUGACGGGCAGACGGCGCGCGAAAACUCCGCCAUGAACGGGGACUCCGGCUGAAAAUGGACGAGCGGAGUUCGGAGGAACGGUACAAGGACAUGGUCGAGAAGGAAUUGGAAAAUGACGAAGCCUCGGAAGUUAUUGAGAACAUGACGAUCGCCAACAGCGAGCCGCUUGCCAUACUUGAAGCGAUAGAUUUACGAACUCCACGCCCUCACGUUGAUCUCAAAUUUGAUAUUCGUUACGUACAAUCGCAUAUCAACGACUUGGAUGUGUUGAAUAUAAAUGUGAGGAGAAGAGAAGAAAAUUCAGGAGCGGCGAGAUAGAGAGAAGCGCAGACGGCCAGCGCGCGCACCCUCGCAUUCUCCGACGCAAUUCCGCAGAAGCUGCGAAGCGUGUUCCGUGGAGGGCGCGCAUCAAACGGACAAAUCGCGCGUUGAUUAUCUACGCACGAAAAGUCGCGGAGGGUUAAACUCCGCAGACGACAGGAGAAGGAUAGCGACGAUAGCCAUGAUAAUGAUAGUGAUAAUGAUAUCGAGCCGCCGCUGAUGAUGGAUGAACCCAUCACAACGCAGCCGGACUUUCUACCGUUACCGUCACCGCCACCUUCUACAAAAUCGUUCAAAACAAUGAAAAAGACCCAGAGUGAAACGUCGAAAUCGUCGACAUCGUCGAAAUCGUCGAAAUCGUCGAAAUCGUCGAAAUCGUCGAAAUCGUCAAAAUCGACGAAAUCAAAGACUUCAAGUAUCGCACAAUCUGUGGACGUAGCGGAAGAAGCAGCAAAAUCUGAAACGGUAGAAUCUGAAACCGAAAUCAGGUUGCCAUCGUUAUCGUCGUCAUCACCCUAUACGGAUACCCGAUCAGCAUCUGUUGCUAGCGAUCAUGAAUCUACUGGAACUAAACCCGAGACGUCUACGUCGACGUCGCCGGCGGAGGAGGAUAAACCCAAACUGAGCGACAAGGAAAAGUUUCUGAUUAUGAGAAAACGGAUGAAAGAGAGAGAGGAGGAGAAGUUGGCCAAGAGGGAAUCGUUUGUAGAUUAUUCAAUGAUUGCGUUUCAUGGAUCGCGCAAGGAGAGGGCGGGGAGGGGGCAGAAGGGGCUUGGCAAGACCCUCUCCAACAGACUGGAGAGUAUGGCGUCCUUCAAAUCCAAACCAGAAGACGACGGUAAAACUAAAAGAAAAGGCUUGAUGUCAAUGUUUAGCGAUGAUGAUGAUGAUGAUGAUGACGAUGACGACGAUGAUGAUGACGAUGAAGAAGAUGAUGUCGAGUAGAGCUUUCAAAUAUGAAACAUUGGUUAAUUUCACUACACUUUGUGAAGUGAAAAUAUAAGUCGACACAACAAAGGUUUUUUAUUUUAUUGAUGACGAUAAUGAUAAUGAUGAAGUUUUGCCCUUUGAACGUGAAUAUCAUAUAUACUACACUUUAGAGAUUUACCCAGUCAUUUAAAGGGGGUGUAGCAUGCAAAAUACUGGUUAACGCCAUCUGUGAC
Molecule: messenger RNA, 3166 nt
Organism: Strongylocentrotus purpuratus (purple sea urchin)
Lineage: Eukaryota; Metazoa; Echinodermata; Echinoidea; Camarodonta; Strongylocentrotidae
Exons: 3
Coding region: 2223-2948 (241 amino acids)
Source: RefSeq, a predicted model, not a curated record